Messenger RNA from Candoia aspera, 3339 nucleotides. RefSeq names its product WD repeat domain 62 (gene WDR62). Gene Ontology annotation, biological process: negative regulation of canonical NF-kappaB signal transduction; positive regulation of JNK cascade. Gene Ontology annotation, molecular function: protein binding. Lineage: Eukaryota; Metazoa; Chordata; Lepidosauria; Squamata; Candoiidae. The transcript is spliced from 27 exons. Gene Ontology annotation, cellular component: cytoplasm. The coding region runs from base 16 to 3324 and encodes 1102 amino acids. The record is from RefSeq and is a predicted model, not a curated record.
GGGCCUCAGCGGAAGAUGGCCGGCGGAGGAGGAGGCUGCUUCUACCCGCGAUCGACCAGCUCCACCACCGAGUCUCCGCCUCUCCUCAGCCUGAGGCGAAGGUCGAAACACCAAGGGCCGGAGGAGGCGGUGACCCUUGAGAGAGUGUUGGGCGUAACUGCUCAAACCAGCAAUGGUUUAACCUGUGACCCAAACUCGGGACAAAUUGCAUACCCCACAGGAUGCGUGGUUGUGAUUUUCAACCCUGAGAAGAACAAACAAAGGCACAUCUUUAAUGUGGCCAGGAAAACUGUGAGUGCUCUCUCUUUCUCUCCGGAUGGGAAGUACAUUGUAACUGGAGAGAACGGGCAUCGGCCGGCAGUCCGGGUCUGGGACGUAGAGGAGAAGUCCCAAGUGUCUGAACUUCAUGGCCACAAGCACGGCGUGGCGUGUGUGGCCUUCUCCCCCAGUACGAAAUACCUCGUGUCGGUGGGGUAUCCUCAUGACAUGAUAGUGAAUGUGUGGGACUGGAAGAGCGAUGCCCUCAUCGCAUCCAACAAGGUCUCUUGCAAGGUGAUGGCCGUCUCCUUCUCCGAGGACAGCUAUUUUGUUACAGUUGGGCACCGCCACGUCAAGUUCUGGUUCUUGGAUGGCUCCAGGGAAGUCAAGAUCAAGGAGACUGUUCCGCUGGUCGGUCGCUCUGGACUCCUCGGGGAGCUUCACAACAACAUCUUCUGUGACGUGGCGUGUGGGCAGGGCAAGAUGGCCGGCAGCACGUUCUGCAUCUCCUAUUCCGGGCUGCUUUGCCAGUUUAAUGAGAAGCGCAUCCUGGAAAAAUGGAUUGAUCUGAAGGUGACUCUGGCCAACUGCAUCUGUGUUAGUGAAGAAUUUAUUUUCUGUGGUUGUGCUAACGGAACUGUGCGCAUCUUCCACGCACACAACUUACACUACCUCUCGGAUUUGCCAAAGCCGCACUACCUGGGCACCGAUGUAGCCACAGAGCGGAUACUGAGAAGGCCGGACGCCUCCCAUCCAGACGCCAUUGCCGUAGUCUUUGACCCGCGCCAUCUCUGGCUCUCCUGCGUGUACAAGGACCACAGCAUGUACGUUUGGGACGUGAAGGACACGGGUUACGUGCGGAAAGUGUGGUCGGACCUAUUCCACAGCUCCUUCGUGUGGAAUGUUGAGGUUUAUCCUGAAUUUGAGGACCACCGAGGCUGUUUGCCCCCGGGAUCUUUUCUGACGUGUUCCUCAGACAACACUAUACGGUUUUGGAACCUGGAGAACGGCAGGCACGGACAUUUUAAGAACGUCUACAGCGACAACUUGCUGAAGGUUGUGUAUGUGGAAAAGAGCACUCAGCAUUUGCAAGACUCAACCAAUUUGCCAGAUCGAAGUGACAAUGUUGGCUACCUUGAUGUGAAAUCCGGUGUCCGGGUGAUGCAGAUUAGCCCUGAUGGUCAGCACUUGGCCUCUGGGGACCGAGCCGGAAAUCUAAGGGUACACGAGCUGAAAUUUAUGGUAGAAGUGGUGAAAGUUGAGGCCCACGAUUCGGAAGUUCUCUGCCUAGAAUAUUCCAAGCCAGAAACGGGGCUGUCUCUCUUGGCCUCAGCAAGUCGAGAUCGGCUGAUCCAUGUGCUGAACGUGGGGAGCAAUUACAAACUAGAACAGACCUUGGAUGACCACUCCUCCGCUAUAACAGCAGUGAAGUUCACUGGAAAUGACCAUGUUCAGAUGAUUAGCUGUGGAGCUGACAAAAGCAUCUAUUUUCGCAGUGCACAAAAGGUCGGAGACGGGAUUAGCUUUAUCCGAUCUCACCACGUUGCUGAGAAAACCACUUUGUACGACAUGGACGUUGACAUAACUCAGAAGUACGUUGCUGUGGCCUGUCAGGACAGGAAUGUCAGGAUAUACAACACUGUCAGCGGGAAGCAGAAGGGAUGCUACAAAGGGGCACAAGGGGACGAUGGAUCCCUGCUGAAGGUCCAGUUUGAUCCUUCCGGGACAUUCUUGGCCACCAGUUGCUCGGAUAAGAGCAUUUCCAUCAUGGACUUCCACUCCGGAGAAUGUGUUGCCAAGAUGUUUGGGCACUCAGAAGUUGUUACAGGGAUGAAAUUUACCUUUGAUUGCAAACAUUUAAUCACCGUCUCAGGAGACAGUUGCAUCUUUAUAUGGCAUCUGAGCCCUGAAAUCACCACCUGCAUGAAGCAGCACUUGAGGGAACUGGAUCAGACCCAAGAGCAGCCAGAAGCCGGGGACUCCGCGUGGCCUCACCCUGUCAGGCCGGAGACCUUUGUUGCGGUGCCAGGCGGAAGGGUCCCCUGCAGGGGCCCGGCUGAUUCUGACAUGGAGGAGGAGGAAGAGGAGGAGGAGGGAGAAGAGGAAAAAACGGCUCUUCAGACUCCAGUUAAAGAUGACCCUGAUACGGCUCCUGUUUGUAUCCUGUCCAACGGCAAACUGCCCAUGUGGGCCAAGAGACUGCUUGGAGAAGCGGAUCACUCAGACAGCAACGCGUUCCACUCCCGAGUGAGCUAUCAGCCGCAAGGGCGCUGGGCCGAACGUGCCGACAAAGAGCCAAUUAAAACCAUCCUGGACGCAGACCUUAGUUGUUUCACCCCGGUUCGGAGCAGCAGCUUGGCUGACCCUGACCUGGAGCCCCAGAGCCUGGACCAGCUGCUUUCAGAGGCUGACAGUCCUCACAGCAAUGUGACCGGAGACUUCAAGCAGCCAGAUCUGUCUUCUGACGAGGAGGUGGCUCCGGAGCUGGAGGCCAGCGGGACCACCCUCUGCGUCUCACAGGCAGGCAGCAGCCCUUCUUUGCAGGAGAGGACCAUCCAUCAGCCUGUGUUUGAGGAGGAAGCUUCAAGCCCAAAGGAGAAGGUGCCUGAGAAGAUCUGCUCCGUGACUUCCUUGGAUUCUGAUGCCUCCCUUUCUGGGCACCGUCCCGAGGCAGAGGAAGAAGUGGAGAUGGCCGACCUCGACGAGAACUUCUCGCAGAACAGCUCGCUGCCCCAGACUCCGGAGCAAGAGAAAUACCUCAAGCACCACUUUGAAACUCUGGCCGGUGCCCCUGUUGAAGAAAAGUUUGAUGGUUGUAUAAAGGAUCUGGAGCCGUUUGAAGAUGGCGAUGAAGGGGGAAGCCCAUUUCUGAACCCUCGUCUGAGCAUUUCUGCCAAGUUUCUGUCUCGCUGCCAGAAGAACUGCAGAUUUAUCCCAAGAGUCCAUCCGCUUGCCCAGGCAGCCGCCGCCGAACACGUUGCCGAGGACAGCUUGCCACUCAGCAGUUCCAAAAAAUUCAAGGCAAGCUGGGUUGCAUCCAUUCUGGGGAGCAAAUCUUUUAAUUAAUUUAAUUAGUUAAUC